Molecule: messenger RNA, 834 nt
Organism: Talaromyces atroroseus
Lineage: Eukaryota; Fungi; Ascomycota; Eurotiomycetes; Eurotiales; Trichocomaceae
Product: Proteasome subunit beta type-2
Exons: 2
Coding region: 1-834 (277 amino acids)
Cellular component (GO): proteasome core complex
Molecular function (GO): threonine-type endopeptidase activity
Source: RefSeq, a predicted model, not a curated record
AUGCCAGGCUUCGACUUCACCAACUACAACCGCAAUGCGGCCCUACACGCCAGAGGUGCCCCUUUGCCAAAAGCCACCAGUACAGGUACAACUAUUGUUGGAUGUAUAUACGAUAAAGGCGUGGUGAUUGCAGCAGAUACACGAGCCACGAGUGGACCUAUUGUCGCCGAUAAAAACUGCGAAAAGCUCCAUUUCAUCUCUCCCCAGAUUUGGUGUGCGGGCGCAGGUACAGCAGCCGACACGGAAUUCACAACGGCUUUAAUCAGCUCCAACAUUGAAUUACACGCUCUCUCAACCGGUCGACCUCCGCGUGUGGCGACUUGUAUGACGAUGCUGAAACAGCACCUUUUCCGAUAUCAAGGACACAUUGGGGCCUACCUUGUGGUGGCCGGUGUUGAUCCGACAGGCACACACUUAUUCACCGUGCACGCACACGGCUCAACUGACAAAUUACCCUACGUGACCAUGGGCUCUGGUUCACUCGCUGCCAUGUCGGUGUUUGAGUCCAUGUGGAAGCCCAAUCUUGAUAGAGAAGGGGCUAUUGCGCUCUGCUCCGAGGCUAUUUUAGCCGGUAUCUUCAACGAUCUCGGCUCCGGUAGCAAUGUCGACGUGUGCGUGAUUGAAAAGGACCAGCCUUCGCAGUUACUGCGAAACUACAUUAAACCUAAUGAACGUGGUCGCAAGCAACGUGAUUACAAGUUCCCGCGGGGUACUACCUCUUGGCUCAAGGAGAAGGUUAUCAAGAAGGAAGAUAUUGGAAAAUAUGUUACCAUUCAAGAACUGGGUGAGGGCGAGGAUUCUAAUGUCGUUGAGAGGAUGGAGGUUGAUUCAUAG